AUGAGAUUUUGGAAGAAGGGGAAGCUUAGUCCCCGCUAUAUUGGUCCAUAUAGAAUCCUACGAACGAUCAAACAGGUGGCUUAUGAGUUAGAAUUGCCACAAGAACUAGUUGUUGUACACCCAUUGUUUCAUGUGUCCAUGUUGAAGAAAUUCAUGGGAGACCCGUCACGUGUGGUUCCUACAGAGAUUAUAGGGGUUAAAGACAGCCGGUCUUACGAAGAAAUUCCAGUGGCUAUUCUUGAUCGCCAAAUCCGCAAGCUCAGAACUAAGGAAAUUGCUUCAGUAAAAGUUCUUUGGAGGAAUCAAAAGGUUGAAGAGGCUACAUGGGAAGCCGAGGAGGACAUGAAGUCCAGAUAUCCCUAUCUCUUUGAAGAGCAAAAGGAAAAUUUGGAAGUUAGUCCUGAAGUGGCUCUUAUAGCGUUGCUUCGUUCCAAGUACGCUGCUUAUGUUAUGAAGCUACAGGUUAUCACUAUCAAUGGGAUGUUUCCAGGACCAUUGAUCAAUGCGACGACUAAUGAUAUUGUAAAUGUGAAUGUCUUCAAUAACAUGGAUGAAUCCUUGCUUAUAACAUGGAAUGGCAUCCAACAGAGGCUAAAUUCAUGGCAAGAUGGAGUUUCAGGCACAAACUGUGCGAUUGAACCUGGAACAAACUGGACAUAUGUGUUUCAGGCUAAGGACCAAAUUGGAACUUUCACCUACUUCCCUUCAAUCAACUUUCAGAAGGUUGCUGGAGGAUAUGGACCAAUUCGAGUCAAUAAUCGCAACGUCAUAGCUGUUCCAUUCCCAAAACCAGAAGCUGAGUUUGAUCUCCUGAUUGGCGACUGGUUCAGUACUGAUUACAAGUCUCUUAGGUCCUCUGUACAAGACAGGGAAUCUAGUCAGCUCUUCGAUGUCCCUGAUGCAAUCCUGAUGAAUGGUAAAGGACCAUACGAGCUUUCAAUUUCGAAGGGACGUGAGUCUUUUACCGUAUCAAAAGGGAUGACUUACAGAUUCAGGAUAUCAAAUGUUGGAACUGUCAUGAGUUUUAACUUCAGAAUUCAAAACCACAAGAUAGUCUUGGUUGAGACAGAAGGGUCUUACACUAAUCAGAUAACACUUGACUCUCUCGAUGUGCACGUUGGCCAAUCGUAUUCUGUUCUCGUUACUGCUGAUCAAAAUGAAGCUGAUUAUUUCAUGGUAGCAAAUCCUAAAAUGUACAAAAGUAAUGAAUCUAGUGAUAGCAAAUCUCUUGAAGGAAUAGGGAUCCUGCACUAUGCCAAUUCUUUAACAACAGUUAGUGGUCCUCUCCCUUCCGGCCCUGAUCCAUUUGAUAUCGAAUUUUCUGUCAAUCAAGCCAAAUCUAUCACGUGGAACCUGACAACUGGAGCUGCAAGGCCUAAUCCACAAGGAACAUUCAAUGUAUCAAAUGUGACAUUGACCCAAACCUUUAUCCUUCAUGGUUCAAAGGGUGAAAUUAAUGGUUGGCCGCGAUAUGUAGUCAACAACGUAUCCUAUCUCACACCAGAGACACCAUUAAAACUUGCUGAUUACUUUGUGAAUGGAUCUGGUGUCUACCAAUUAGAUCGAUUUCCCACUCACUCAGUGAAUGACGCUGCAGCUUAUGGAGUUUCUGUUGUGUCUGGAAUCCACAAAGGGUGGCUAGAAAUCGUCUUCAAAAAUGAUCUUGAUGUUAUGGAUUCUUGGCAUUUGGAUGGUUUCGGAUUCUAUGUUGUAGGAUUUGGGAAUGGAGAUUGGACACCAGCAGCUCGUGAAACGUACAACAUCUUCGAUCCUGUUGUUCGUUCCACUGUCCAAGUUUACCCUGGAAGAUGGACAGCAGUAUAUGUUUUUCUUGACAAUCCUGGAAUGUGGAACUUGAGAUCACAGCACUUAAAGAAUUGGUACUUAGGACAAGAACUUUUUAUUAGAGUUUUCGACGAUAAUCCUAACCCUGCUAAGGAGAGACAACCACCUCAAAACCUUCUUUUGUGUGGGAUGUUUGAAAGUUCUCUUUCACCUGUUCCAAGUCCAGCUCCAGCUCCCCAAGCAGGAUGGUGAAAGGAGUUCUAUUAUUACGUGAAGAUUUAUGAUGUUAAUUUAUAUUAUUCUAUCUUAUAUGUCAUGACUAAAGUAAUACUUACAUUUGAAAGUAAAAGCUUGAGGCUUAAACAUUGUUUAAUUUUGUUGUAAUUGAUUCUUUUUGCUAUAUAAAACUGCAAAUUUCCAGUUCA
Nicotiana tabacum (common tobacco) is the source of this 2210-nucleotide messenger RNA. NCBI's taxonomy places the organism in Eukaryota, Viridiplantae, Streptophyta, Magnoliopsida, Solanales, Solanaceae. The record is from RefSeq and is a predicted model, not a curated record.